AUGCCCUCCUUGCUAAAAUACACUCUCACUAGUGGAUUAGAAAAUGUGAAUAUCGAAACUAUGCUUGGAAAAUCCCACAAUUUUCGAUGGGCUUUAGUUGCGCCGUCAUCUCCUCAAUUCGCUGGUUGUUACAAUAUUAUCAAUCAAAACCACUAUGUAGCGUUACAUUAUUAUAAAGAAAAAGAAAAACCAAUUGUUAACGAUACUGUUGACGCGAGAAAACUUGACCCAGACGACCCAUGUUUCGUUUGGAAAUUACAAAUUGUUAUCAACCCUCAUUCAACUAAGAAACUUAUUGCUAUUAUUCCGUAUGAAUUCGCGGAAAAACGAUUGACUGCUGUUGAUUCGUUCAAUGAAAAAAUUCCGCAAAUUAAACCAAAUGAGGGAAAACAAUCGCAGCAUUGGCAUCUAAUGUAUGAGAAUAAACCUUCCAAACUCUAG
Molecule: messenger RNA, 441 nt
Organism: Ambispora leptoticha
Lineage: Eukaryota; Fungi; Glomeromycota; Glomeromycetes; Archaeosporales; Ambisporaceae
Source: the annotation of a GenBank genome assembly